Molecule: messenger RNA, 663 nt
Organism: Penicillium samsonianum
Lineage: Eukaryota; Fungi; Ascomycota; Eurotiomycetes; Eurotiales; Aspergillaceae
Product: putative 2-hydroxychromene-2-carboxylate isomerase
Exons: 4
Coding region: 1-663 (220 amino acids)
Biological process (GO): glutathione metabolic process
Cellular component (GO): peroxisome; mitochondrion
Molecular function (GO): glutathione peroxidase activity; glutathione transferase activity
Source: RefSeq, a predicted model, not a curated record
AUGUCGGGUUCCAAGAUUACCUGUUACCUCGAUAUCGUCAGCCCCUUCGCAUACAUUGCGUUUCAUGUACUGCAGAAUUCACCCGCCUUUGCGAAAUGUGAAAUCACAUAUGUUCCAAUUCUGCUCGGAGGUUUGAUGAAUGCAUGUGGCAACAGCCCUCCAAUCAACAUCAAGAAUAAGAAAGACUACCUGGGCCAGCAGCGAGUGCGAUGGGCGAAGUACUUCUCAGUCCCGAUUGUGGAGGGAUUCCCUAAAGGCUUCCCAUUCCGCACACUACCCGUGCAGCGUGCGCUGUGCGCAAUCUCCCAGAAAGCACCAGAAAAGCUCGCUCCGGUGGUCGGGGCGCUAUUCCACGCGGUCUGGGUUGAAGGCAACACCACCAUCGGCGAACCCGAUGGCUUUGCCCCCGUGAUCGAGAGCGUACUUGGGAAGCAAGAGACGGAUGAGAUUAUGGCUGCUAUGAACAAUCCGGACGUCAAGGCUCUUCUGACUGCGAAUACCGGUCGGUCCUUUGACUCAGGAGCUUUCGGCCUGCCGUGGUUCGAGUGCACGAACUCCAAGGGCGAGACCGAGGGCUUCUGGGGUGUCGAUCAUUUAGGCCAGGUGGCUGACUUCUUGGGUUUGGAUCGCGCGCUCGACAGAGGUUUCAGGGCAUCUCUCUAG